AUGGAUGACAGCCUUAUACUUGGGGAGGACUUGCCGCUUCCUCCAGAGCGUCUGUUUGAACGCUUGUCGCAACUACCCGGUUACAUAUGGGACCAGAAUCUCCGACCCUUCCGCUCCUCCUACGAUCAUUGGCAUGUCUCCGGUGUCAGGCUGGCUUCAGAUACAGAUGUGCCCAUCCUUACUCCUUCCUCCUCUCGAUCGAAAGAGUCCUCAUCAGCAUCCGCACACACCUCUCCUCGCAUCGAAAACAGACUUCACUCUCGACAUAACUGGAGAAGUAGCCUCAGCGAAUCAAAUAGCGAUGUCUCCUCUCGCAAUGAGCCCGACGCCUCAUGGGUACAGGUAGUGGCUCGUGUCUCAAGCCAUGUUAUAAGACUGGAGCGCGAGUUCCAUACGCUGAAAUCGAUUAUUCAGAUAUCGGAUCCUGAAUGCAAACACACUGUUCGCCCCAUUGAUAUUAUUCGCCUUGCUCCCCAGCCAGGGGAUCGCGGCCCCUUCUUGGUUGCCCUUUACGAGUCCCAAGGCCCCAAUCAAUUGAAAGAACCAGAUGCCUUCCAUUUCAAUGCCGAGACCCGUGCAGUGAAACUCUCAAACAUAGGUAAUGGUGCCAGAUCGUUCGAUAAUGCGUUGAGUGAAGGCUGGUCAAUCCUGUCACGCGAGUUGGGCGUGAAAAAUAAGCUUCAGUUCAUCGCGCCUGAACAAACAGGGAGAUUGCCAACGGAGCCUGAUAGCCGAACUGAUAUAUACGCUCUUGGUGUGUUAUUUUGGUCGAUGCUUGCCGGACAACCUGCAUUCGAUGCUAGUGAUCCAGUCGAAGUUGUACAAAAUGUGCUUGGAAAAACAUUACCCAAGGUUUCCCGCAAAAGGAUGGAUGUACCGGACGCAGCCGCCGCUGUUAUCCAAAAAAUGACCCACAAGCAAAUCAAUGAUAGGUACCACACGAUAUCUUCUGUGAAGUGGGAUCUCCAGCAAAUAUCAAGGCUGCUAGGUGAUGGCGACCAAGAAGGAUUAAACAAUUUCGUCAUAGCCCAACGAGAUGUUUCAUCUUUUUUUACGCUACCAGCAGCUAUGUUUGGGCGGAAAGAAGAGCAUGAAAAAAUUCUUCAAAUUAUUGACAAAGUCCAAAAACGCCAUCAGGCUGCUGUGGCCCAAGCGGCGGCCAAGUCAAUUCACUCUCUUUAUGCCCUUAGCUCAGGCUCAUCUGUUUCCGAUAGUCGUGUGGAUGGCGUCGAGGCCGGGGAUGGUUCCAGCGACUCUGGAUCAUAUGGUAUUGCCGCUAUUAGAACCCAAUCUACGUCUAGUCCUUUCGCUCUUGCACAUACAUCAACGCAGGACUCAGCCUGUAGUGCCGAUUCUUCUUCAAGUCAAAAGACACUUCUUCUCUCCAGUCGAGUUAAAAGUCCCACCGGUUCAAGAAAUUCUGGGGACAUCAAUGAUCGCGAAAGUCACUUGACUUCCUUUGUUGGUAACCACAACCAAUUCGAUUCUCUUGCACCUCUAGGCCGGCGAAAGGUACAGGCAAAGUAUCGGCAAAGUGGCCGCUGUGAAGUGAUAAGCAUAUCUGGUGUUGCUGGUCUUGGAAAGUCAGAUCUUCUGAACCGACUACAACCAGAAAUCCGCAAACAUGGCUAUAUCGCUGUUGCUCGCCUGGAUCGCUCACGGAGGGUUCCAUUCGAACCAUUUUUUAAAAUCCUCGCUAGUCUUCUUCGUCAGAUUUUCUCCGAACGUGACGUUUCAACCGAUUACCACAGCUCAAUACGUGUCACCCUGCAGCCAAUAUGGUUAUCCCUCCACCAAGUCCUCGGCCUACCAGAAAAUUUGAUAUACCCUGUGGGUGUGAAUAGCGAGUCCAUGAACUUCUUGAAGUCUAAUGCUACCCCACUUCAAGUACUUAAAGAAGAGACAGAGGAGUCAUUUCAUCUUCAAGAUGACGGAUUUAUUAGCUUAAGCGCUGGUCAGACUUUAAAGGAUUUUUGUCACGGGCCAUCGUCCAACGCUAUUCUCCGAUUUGCAGAUACUCUGAUUGAAAUAUUGAGGAUUAUGUCGUUCCAUAAACUGAUAUGUGUGUGUUUGGAUGAUAUCCAAUAUGCUGACGUGGAAAGUGUUCAUACUCUUCUUGAGAUCAUCAGAACUAAAAUUCGAUGCGUCCUUAUGAUCACGAGCCGACCAGAAGAAAUAACUUGUCCUGAAUUAAAGGCACUUUUCCAGACGGAGACGGCCAAUGUUACCAGGAUCGAAUUAAAUCCAUUAAGUGAAGCGGAGGUUCACGAAUAUGUUGCUGCCACGAUGCACCAGCCUGCUAGCAAAAAACUGCUUCCUCUUUCCGCAGUGGUCCAAGGAAAAAGCCAAGGCAUCCCGUUUUACAUGCGAAUGAUCCUCGAAACCUGCUAUCGGAAAAACUGUAUAUGGUAUUCCUGGAGAGAUUCUGCUUGGCAGUUUGACUUGGACAGGAUAUUUACAGAAUUUGUGUCCCCCUCUUAUGGCGAAGGUCUCGGUACAGAUUUCAUUGCCAAACGUUUCCAAGAGCUUCCCGUGGAAUCCCGGUCGAUUCUUUUGUGGGCUGCAUUGUUAGGUAGCCCAUUUUCCUUCACUUUAGUUCAGAGGUUGCUCUCAGGGGAAUUCCUGUUCGCUAUGGGUGGGGAAGAUGCGGAGGACAUUACAUGUCCGCGACGGACACCUUUGACACAGACGAAAUCGGGAAUGGUUUCAGGACUUCAGCACUUGCUCCAAAUGUAUAUUAUACUUCCAGGGGAAACUGAUGAUGAAUUUAGAUUCGCCCACGAUCGCUACGCCCAAGCUGUAUCAAGUAUGAGAGAGUGUCAUAAUCAAGAGAAAAUGCACUUCAUUGCCGCACAAACCCUCAUGAAAUACGGACCAACAGAUAGCACUUCACUAUAUUCGAGGGCUCAACAUAUUCAGUGCGCAGCAAGAUUGAUCAAGCAGCGAGUUCACGAACGGAUCAAAUACAGAGAUGCUCUAUACCACGCAGCUCGGACUGCUUUCCAGUCUGGAGCAAAGGCUACUGCGUUAAGCUAUUUUCAAGCUUGCCUGUACCUGCUGCAGGAUGACCCAUGGGAUAGCAAUGCGGAAGACGUUUACUAUGAAGAAACACGAGAGCUCCAUAUUCAAACAGCUGAGAUGCUUAUAUCUAGUGGAAAGUCAGAAGAAGCCAUGGACAUCCUUGACAUUGUGUUUAAGCGCGCACAUACGGCUGUAUGCAAGGCCAGGGCAUGGACACUAAAAAGCAGGAUACUCGCCCACAAUGGCGAUUUUUCUGCUUCCCUGGAGGCUUUGUUCACCGGUAUGGAAGAUUUGGGCGCAAAAAUCAACCGGUCAACCUCCUGGGAAAGCUGUGAUGAGGCGUACGAGAAGCUAAGCGCGUACCUUAAAGCUGCUGACCUCGACGUCGUUUUUUCUGUACCCCUCAGUCAGGACAAAUCAUUGAUCACCCUUGGGUCACUAAUGGCUGAAGCUUUGGCUGUGUGUAUCUGGGGCCAACCCUUGACGUUUCUCCAGCUGGGGAUUGAAAUGAUGAAUACUUAUUUAUUUCGUGGAGCCUUCUCGCAGAUCACCUUUCUCUGCACUUACAUGUCCAUGAUUGCAAUGAGCCGAUACAAGGAUCUCGAACUUGGUGUCAAGCUUAGCGAUGCCGCAGUUAGUCUCUUAAAUCGCUUCAACGAACCCUGGGUUCCUGCGCGGGCUGUUACCACCCAUAAUUAUUUUGUUAAUCAUAUGAGGAUGCCGAUGUCAACGACAUUACCACACCUCGAGAGUGCCAUGGAAGCAGCCUUUUUGCUGGGUGAACGAUAUUUGAUACUGGUCAACGUGUCUGCAAUGGUAUUCACGCGAUUUUGUCUAGGCCACGACCUUGGCGAGUUGGAAGCACUGUGUAAUUAUGCACCCGAGGAAAUCGCUGAUUGGGAAAACGACCCACGUGGCGGAGUUUAUAUCGUCUCUGUCCGCGAGAAGUAUAUUGCUAUUCAUGGCCUGAACUCCCACACUCUUGAUUUGUAUCGUGCAAUGAGUUUGGUGCCACUCUAUUUCUACGGUUAUUACGAGAAGGUAGUGGAGAUUGGCACUGAUAUGAUGAAAACGGUGGCUGGCCUCUGGUCGCUGCGCGCUGCCACUCAGACAUAUUUCUAUCUUUCUUUAGCUAUGCUUAACCUCCAUCUUGAUGAUCCAUCCAGACCUGGCCUCGAGGAGACCAUCAACCAGGUCAGGGAGUACAAGAAAGAAAUCGACUUUAAGGCCCGAGCAUGCGACGCGAAUUACGGUACAUGGGCAUUAUUGCUUGAAGGUCUAAUAUGUGAGGCAUCCGGCAAAUUUCAGAGUUCUCUCGUUGCCUUUGAGGCGGCACUCGAUCAUGCCCAGUGGCACAAAUGGCCUCUGGAGGAAGCCCUUGCUCUCGAGCUUCAAGUCGACUUUUUUGUUCGACGUGGCGUUAAACGGGCUGCUCAGUAUUUGCUGCAGGAAGCAAUCGCCUCUUGGAACCGUAUCAGUGCAACAGGAAAAGCUAAGCACCUUUCAGAAAAACAUGAGUGGCUUCUAAGAGUUGGAUCUUCAGCAUCGAGAUCGAAUGAUGUUGGUUGUCAAACUGUUGAUUCGAUACUGAAUGUUCCGACGAGAAAUACAGAACCAGCGUCAAACUCCAUUCAUCCCCACCUUGAAGAUGAACGUAAACGAGAGUGGCUAGAGGAAAAUGAAGAACACGCUGAUAAACGGUCUUUGGAUAUAUCUGGGCUUGGUCUAGAUAUUAUCGACUUGUCCAGCAUUCUUGAAUUUAGUCAGGUCAUGUCCUCCGAAUUACACAUAGACAAGCUACUCACCAAAAUGGUUGGCAUAAUACUCGAGUCGUGUAGCGGGUCCGAAUUAGCACUUGUGGUCACAGAAUUUGAGCCAUAUGGUUGGUUGGUUGCUGCGGCUAGCGAUCACGAGAAUGGAGAUGUAGCUUUCGCCGAUGGCCUCGCUUUCUCUGAAGUGGAAGAUAAAAUGGCACAACAAAUCACACAUUAUACACUGCGUACGAGGGAACCAGUACUCGUCCAUAAUGUCCUGGAUGAUGAACGUUUCUCCAAUGUCAGCGAAGCCUACGCCUCCCGAAACCCGCAGGGAAAAUCCGUUAUAGCCCUGCCUAUUAUUCAAGCCAACAAUCUUCUUGGAGUCAUUCACGUUGAGGGCAAGCCCAAUUCGUUUACUCAACGUAAUCUAGUUGUGCUCCGUCUUGUGUGUAAUCAAGUUGGAAUAUCAUUAGCAAACGCUUUCCUCUAUCGGAACGCGAGUAAAGUUAGUGCUGCUAAUGCCGCUAUGGUCGAGGCUCAGAAACGUGCCUUGUCUCUCGCCAGGGAAGCGGAACGAAAGUCCAAAGUCGCAGAAGCGGAGGCUAAACAUAACGUUAAGCUCAAAGAAGAUGCCGCCAAGGCUAAGUCAAUAUUUCUGGCGAAUGUUUCUCACGAUUUACGUACACCAAUGAAUGGGGUUAUCGGAUUGUCUGAAUUACUUAAGAAGACUAACUUGGACCGGGAGCAGGAUGGUUACGUUGAAUCAAUUCGUGUGUGCGCGGAUACUCUCUUAACGUUAAUUAACGACAUUCUCGACUUCUCCAAACUCGAAGCAGGCAAGAUGAAAGUAUCGACGGUUCCCCUCAACCUCAGAGAAACCAUUGCGGAAGUUGUUCGUGCUCUUCGCUAUACCCACCGUGACCGCGGGCUUCAGACUAUCGAGGACCUUGAUGGUGUUGAUCCGAAUUUAUUGGUUUUGGGAGACCCCGUUCGCCUCCACCAGAUAUUUAUGAACCUGCUAAGCAACAGCUACAAGUUCACUCCCAAAGGUUCCGUCACGGUCAAAGCCAAGGCAGCCGAUGAAGACGAUGGCCGUAUUCGUAUAACGUGCAAAGUUGCCGAUACUGGUAUUGGAAUAUCUGGAGAACAAUUGGUUCGCCUUUUCAGGCCAUUCUCCCAGGCUGACAGCUCGACAGCGAGAUCAUACGGAGGGAGUGGGCUUGGGUUGAGCAUCUGCAAAGCGAUAAUAGAGGAUGUGCUUGGCGGAAAGAUUUGGCUCCAAUCUGAGGAAGGGGUAGGCACGACUGUUACCUUUACGCUAGUACUCAGCAAAGCCCCGAAGAAUGCUGUGGUGAAAACACCAUGGUCUCAAGAUAGCACUCAAGAAAAGAAGCAGGUCCCCAUGAGACAGGCAAUCAGAGAUCUCAAAUCUGUUUCCCGAAACAGAAUCCGUGUCUGCAUUGCCGAAGAUAACCCGAUCAAUCAAAAAAUUGCAGUGACUUUCGUGAAGAAUUUGGGGCUGGAGUGCGAGGCGUUCAGUGAUGGUCAGCAAGCUGUGGAGGCUCUUAGGCGUGCAUCUGGAGAAGGAAACCCAUUCCACCUUGUCCUCAUGGAUGUUCAAAUGCCAGUUUUAGAUGGGUACAAUGCCACGCGCAAGAUUCGCGAGGAUUCGGAUCCUAACGUCAACGAUGUCCUCGUCAUCGCCAUGACCGCCAGCGCUAUUGAAGGCGAUCGCGAAAAGUGCAUAGACGCCGGUAUGAACAAUUACCUCGCUAAGCCCGUCAGGUCAGAUGUGCUCAGAACGAUGCUUGAUCGGUAUCUAGCUCCUUCACUGGAGUCUGAGCUCCCGAGACGGGGUUAUCGGUGGCGCCGAGCAUCCUCGCAUGCGGUUGCUGCCGCCCCGUCCCCCGUUGAAGAGGAACCGCAAACAAACAACGGGCAUGAACUCAAAUCCAUGACCUCCAUUCAGGGGAAGCCAGGGGAUAUGUAUGCGUUCAUGCCUAACGCUGACUCGAAACCGCCCGACAGCCCAACGGCGGGUCCCUGUUUCAGUCCCGAACAGACGACAUCUCCUGCUGGUGCUGCUGGUGCUGCUGCUGCUGCCGCUGCCACCGCUGUUGAUACCUCAGACACUCGUAUAAAUACGAAUGGACAUGGGGAGGGCUCAGCGCCUGCGGAGUCGUCGAAAUAG
Messenger RNA from Histoplasma capsulatum G186AR, 6969 nucleotides. Its product is annotated as histidine kinase. Lineage: Eukaryota; Fungi; Ascomycota; Eurotiomycetes; Onygenales; Ajellomycetaceae. Gene Ontology annotation, molecular function: histidine phosphotransfer kinase activity; phosphorelay sensor kinase activity; protein binding. The record is from RefSeq and is a predicted model, not a curated record. Gene Ontology annotation, biological process: phosphorelay signal transduction system; protein autophosphorylation. The coding region runs from base 1 to 6969 and encodes 2322 amino acids. The transcript is spliced from 6 exons.